This is a messenger RNA of Pantherophis guttatus, 5597 nucleotides long. The record is from RefSeq and is a predicted model, not a curated record. Lineage: Eukaryota; Metazoa; Chordata; Lepidosauria; Squamata; Colubridae.
CUGCUUCCUCCUCUAGAGGCGCCGUAACUCCCGGGUCUUUUGGCCCGCCCGGCCGUCGUAACCGGCUUCCGGCAAGAUGGCGGCGCCCAGCACGUGGCGGAAGAGCACGACCACUGCCGUCGACGGUCCCUCGUUGCCAGCAUGGCGAAGCCUGAGCCUAACCCGCUGAGCGGGCGGAGCCUGCCGGAGCUGCGGGAGAUGCUUCUGCGGCAGGAAAGGCUGCUGGGUGACCGGGCGGUGGUCUCCCGGUUGCCCGACGGCGGCGAGCGCGUGCGCGAAUGCGUGUCCAGGCUGCGGGCGGCGGCGGCGGUGGCGGCGGAGGAGGAGCGGAGGAGGAGGAGCGGCGGCGCCCCGGAGGCGGCUCCCCCGGCGGGCCUGGCGGGGGCGCUGGCCGGCCUGUCUCUGGGGGCGGCGGCGGGGGGCCUGCGGGGGGCCGGCGUGCGGCCCGGCGGAGCCCCACGGAAGGAGAAGCGGCGCCCGGAGGACGCGUCGGCCGCCCGGCUGCCCCCCCUGCGCCACGCGCCCGCGCGGAUGUUGCCCCUGGCCGAAUCGGUGGCCAUCCAGGUCCAGCAGGAGGAGGCCCGGCAGGAGAUGCAAGCUAAGGUUGCUGCCCAAAAACUAUCUGAAAGGCUUGGGAUUAAGACGGUCCACUAUGAGUCAGAAAGACAGAUGAUGACCGACUACAGAGAAGUCAGGGAUGAAGAGGGAGACAGCUCAGCUGAGGACUGAUUCCAAAGAGAACUGGCUGGCAGACGAGAGACAGGCCUUGCUGAAGAAGUUCUCCAUGGUCAGAGCCGGUUGGGAGUGUGUUUUGCCUGGGGGCAGCAUCACUGUUGCCUAAAGCUGUGCAAUGUUGGGCAGCCUGGCUGUGGUUUGUGCUCAGGACAGCUCUGGAGCCUGACAGUCGCUUAUCACAAGUGUUAGGAGAGGAGAGCAAUGCUUGACCAAACAGCUUUUCAGGUUCUGGGAUUGAAGAUCAGCUAUGCAGGAGCAGCAGAAAUUUUGUAGCUGCCUUGGAGUCUUCUCUGGUGAGGGUUGCUCCAAAAACAAACACAGUGCAAGGCUGCAAUAUUUUUAUAUUAGAGUUGUUUCUACAUUCUUUUUAAUUUACAUUAAAAUUUGGGCCUUUGUGCACUGUAUGGAUCUUCUUGUUAUCUCCAGGAGGAGGAAAAAUUGUCCUGCAUUAGGGUGGUUGUCUCUACUGCUGAGUGCAGGGAAUACUGUGUCCCACCUGCCCUCCCCAAAUGGCCCUGAAGGAAGAGUUGGGACCUCGAAGCACUAAGGCCUCUAGGUGGCCUCCAUUAUGGGUGCUGAAAUCCCACAAGUCUGAUGGAGAGGCUGGUUUAAGAGAUCCUGAGGGAGAGUUUGAUGUGAAAAGAUCGCAACUGUCCAGGUGUUCAUUCCAGAGGGGUUUCUGUUGCUUUCAUAACAUUGGGAGAAGCUGCUCUUGGCUAAGGAGGAGGCCCCCAGCUGGAUGGGCAUUUUGCUGGUUCUGCUUUUCCAAGAGGAGCUGAAUUUCAGAUCCAACUUUUGCUCUACUAGCAUUUCAGUGAGUGACUGGGGCACUUAAAGAGGUCUUGUUUGAUCAUGAGUGGAGCUCGGGUGACCCUAAUAAAAUCUUAAGUGCAACAUAGUUCAGCCCAGAUGAAUGUCUUCCAGACAAGAGUGCAGCCUUAGCUAGGGUUUUUUGGGGGGGCGGGGGGGGGCUCCUCUUUCUCUGCCCUUUGUUAUCAACCUGAAGAUAGAAGAGUUACAGUCCUUUUCUAGAAUUUUGCUUCUUUCUUACAACAAUUGAUCCUGCCUCUCUCAUUUACUCUCCCUUUCUGGUUACUUUUCCUUCCUUCCCAUUGACAGGUUUGACGUACUGGUACUCCAGAUAGGGCAGGGGACUGUGGCUUUUCCACUGAGUCUUCUUGGGGUUUUCCAAAUACAUCCACCCUUCUGUUUGCAAGUGAACAGGUGCAAGUUACCACAACAAUGGCUGUUCUCUCCCACACACAUACAAGAAUACACAGGCAUGUAUUUUGUUCCAGUUGUGCUGUUCCCUGUUGUUCCUGUACAAUAUUUUUCAAACUUGACUUUAAAAUGUGUGGACUUCGCCUCCCAGAAUUCCACAGUCCACACAUUUUAACGUUGCCAGGUUUACAAAAACACUGCUCCAGAGGCCUUCCUUAGCUCUGCAUCGAUUUAUCUGGGGGAGAUUGGCCUGUCCAUCUCUUAACAGUCCUGAGCUACCACCAAUCUUUGUUUUAUAGCAGAGUGUUGAUAAAUGCAUCUUUGGAUUACUUUGUUUUGCCUUUUUUAUAUAAAGGAAGAAUAAUUUCACCUAAACUCAAGUGCUGGAGUUUAUUAAUUCCUAAUUAAAUUGUGAAAAAUCUUUUGGGCCCCUAUUGUUCUUUUCUUUUUCCAUUCUAAUUCCUCCAGAUUGUCACUACAUCAAUUUUUGCAGGGGUUAGUGACGGGGUGAAAAAUCUUGGCUGUCCUCAGACUGAAGGCACAAUCAUAUGUCAUGUCUUCAGGCUGCUCUUUUGCAAACCAAGCAGAUUUUUUCCCUGGUGGCAAAGGGCCAGGAAUUUUAGUGAAAGAAAACAUCAAAGUUGCAAAAGAAAUGAGAAUAUUAGUCAAUGAUUUGCAGGGCUGUUCCCUGAUAACCUUCUGCUAACUGACUUCAGAGCUAUGUGGGAGCAACUUAAAUAAACAUCUGGAUACCAAGUUUAGUCAUCCCCAGUGACAAAACCCAGACAGAUCUUCUGGGCUUACAAUAAUAAAUAUCUCUGGGAAGCCUCCAUGAAUCAACUUCAAAUCCCUGUUUUCAAUUAUUCUCAUUUUAGAAAGACAUCAGAGUUAAUUAUCCAUGGAUAAAACCACCUCUGAAGUUUAUUGAAUUUGGCUUUUUUCAUUAUGUUCAAUUCCCAUUUUUAUUAAUGUUUGCUUCCAAAAUGGUAAGCUGUUUGCUCUAUGAAGUGCUCAAAUUUUUACCAGGAGUUUGGUGAUAUCGUACUCUGUCCCAUUCUACCCCCCAACAUACACACAUACACACACACACACACACGUAGUGUUUUCUGGGAUAAGGGAGGGGCACCUAUGUAACACUUUCUGGCAUUAUACAACUCAAAAGUGGGAAGAGCUGUACCUAGUCAAGCCUCCAGGUUCCCAGGAUUCUCUGUGAUGACUGGGCAGUUCUGGGAGUUGCCCAGAAAACCAGGAAGAUGUCAAGGUGGGGCCCUGCCAGGUGGUAUUCAGAGGUGGUGCUUUGACAGGAAAGAGAGCAAGGAUGGGAGAGGAAGCUGUGGCUGCCGUAAAACUCAUCCCUACAAAGUGGAUAACGGUGCUGAGUGGAAGGACAGCAAGUUUGUCACAAGUGGGAUUUGGGGGUGGGUGGGGGUGUCCUGCAGGGUAGCCAGUUCCUUUCCCAAGAAGGGAACUACUGCUUUUCAAGGCCAGUGGAGGGAAAGAGCUGUGAGCCAGUUCCUCAGUCUGCCCCCCUACCCACCCUCCCGCAUUACCAGCCCCCCCAGGUCACUUGGCCUGCUGUCCUAUGCCACGCUGGGGCCAGCUGGACUGAACCCUGAGAAAAUUGCCUCAGACAUUGAGUGCAGCUCCCAAUAGACGCCUCUCCCUCCCCAGCACCUGAAGGGGGCUGCUUGGGUUCCUUUGCAGCAGCCAGCUCCAGCCAGUUUUGCACCACAGGGGUGUUUCCAUGCUGUAAGCAUUGAUGGGCUCUUGAAAAGAAAACUGGUUUUACUUACUGGAGGAACAGUUGUUAUCCCUCAUGAUAAGGAGGGAAGAAGGAAGAGCUUGAGAUUAGCCAGGUUAAAGAAGCCAGCAUUCAACAAUUGGUUCUUCUUGUGCCAUAUCUGUCAUUGGACGUUGGUGAUCAUGUUGGCAAUCCUAUUUUUGUCAAUAGCCACAUGAAAAAGUGCUGCUGAUUUUUGUCCAAAUCAGUCCCUUAGGUUUUGAAGCCAUGAUGUUCUGCCUGGACCUCAUUUGCCUUCAAUCUUCCCUGGAGGAUUAAGUGAAACACUAUUUUUCUGGGUGUUGCAUCACAUGUCCAAAAUACUCUUAACUUUCACUUUUUAAUGGCUUUGAUGAUUUCCCUUUGCUUUCCCAGGUGGCUUAUCACCACCUCAUUUGUGAUUUUGUUAACCCAGUUUAUACGUAAAAGCUAUAAGUCUAUAAAUCCACAUUUCAAAUGCUUCUAGUUUCUUCAAGUGGCUUUCUGUCGGAGACCAACUCUCUACUCCGUAGAGCAGGAUAGAAAAGAUGUAACAUUUGACAAGCCUGAUUUUCAGUCUUAGGCUUAUGUCGUGACUGCAGAAGACUUUUUUCAUUUUGAAGAAUGCUGUUCAAGCUUUCUCUAUCUUUGUCUUUACUUCACUGAUCAUGUCCCAGCUUUCAUGUAAAUUAAAACCGAGGUACGUGAUCCCCUCAACUUUUUCUAGUGGUAUUCCUUCUGAAUUCAUCAGUGGUAAAUUAAUGGGUUGUUUGCUGACGACCAUGAUCUUGGUUUUUGAGGUGUUAAGCUUCAAGCCAUAUUUUUCAGAUAUUUCUGAGCCGAAGGUCUUCAUGUUUACUGGCAAGCUGAACUGAAUCAUCAGCAUAUCUUAAAUUGUUGAUCUGAACACCAUUUACUUUGAGGCAGUGAUGAAAUGUAAAAUUUCUACCGGUUCUGUGGGCGUGGCUUGGUGGGGGGUAAUGUAACGGUGGGCGUGGCCAACUUUUUUUUUUUUUUUUAACUUUUAAAACCAUUUUUUCUACAACCUCUUCGGCCGAAAAAUGCUUUUAAAAGCCUCUGACACCCCAGCUGAGCCGCGGGAUCAUCAGUGGCUUUUUUUUUUUUUUACUUUUAAAAGCAUUUUUUCAUCCAAAGAGGUUCUAGAAAAAAUGCUUUUAAAAAUAAUUUUAAAAAGCCUCUGAUGAUUGGCAGUUCAGCUGGGCGGGGAGGGGGCAGGGAUUUUUGUUACUGGUUCUCCAAACCACCCGCUGAAUUUCUAGUUCUUUUAUCUUAUCUCCAUGUUUAAUGAUGAAAUCACUGUCAAUUCUUGGUUUAGGAGGAUUCAGGUUUUCAUCUUUUUUUAGUUUCAGCUGGACUUCGGCAAGUAGUAGAUUAUGAUCGGAUGGUACAUCUGCACCUGGGUAUGAUUUUGCUGAUUUUACUGAGUUUCUAAAUCUUUUGUUUAUUGUAAAAUAGUCAAUCUGGUUCCUUACUAUAUUAUUUUGUGUAUCUGCCAGUGAUCUCCAAGUGUAGAGGCAUCUUUUUGGUAACUUAAAAAAAGUAUUCAUCACAUAUUGCCUAUGUUCCUUGCAGAAGUCUACAAAUCUGUCACCUCUACCAUUUCUGGUUCCUAAGCCAAAGUUUCUAACUACAGGAGCAUCACUUUCUUCUCCCACUUUUGCAUUGAAGUCUCCCAUGAGUAUUGUGAUAUCAUUACUUUUUAGGGUUUUCAAUACACUUCAUAGAACUUCUCUAAAUCCUCCUCAUCACUGUCAGCUGUGGGAGUGUAAACUUGUAUAACAUUCAUAUAUACUGUACUAUUUAUUUGGAUCAUCAUCACUCUAUCAGAUACAGGAAUAAAGGACGAUGUAUUUAUUUACAA